Molecule: messenger RNA, 536 nt
Organism: Prorocentrum cordatum
Lineage: Eukaryota; Dinophyceae; Prorocentrales; Prorocentraceae
Source: the annotation of a GenBank genome assembly
UGAUGUGUAUGAUGCUUACACGAACGGAUGAAGAUGGGGGUUGGGUCACGAAAUGCUGCCGCAUGUCUGCUGGCGCUCUGGCUCUCGCUCCUGCUGCACGUCGAUGGUCAUCGCGCUCUGGCCCCCUGGACAUUUUCCGGCUCGGGAACGGAGGCAACGGCAAGGGCGGCGGCGAGGGCGUCAAGUUCGGAGGCAAGGGCGAGAACUUCGGAGGCAAAGGCAAGUGCGCAGGUAACGUGUGCAAGUGGCCAAACUGGUAUCGUCACAGCUUGUAUGAUCAAGGUGGAGGGUUUCCAGGCGCUUCUCAAUCGAGUUCUGUGGCUGCAGGGAGUGCCCCGGCGCCCCCCGCAAGACCAACCCCAGAUCUCAGCACUGUCGAGGCUAAGCAUACCCCAGCUCUUUCAAGGCGGGGGAACAGGUUCGCGGAAAGUAUUGACAUCACGCAUCACAUGGAGGCCGCCAACAGCCUUGUCGAGAUCAAUGCGCAGCAGCAGCAGGUGCAGAAACACGACGUUGUUGCCAGAAAGCACGGGUAA